GGCAGGGACAGCACGGAUGGACAGACCACGGAGACACGGAGUAGCCGUCCACGGUCCACGCACGCCGCCACCGGCCCCCCUCCCCCGGCAUGAUGUCCUUUUCCGUCACUCCCCACGCCUCCUCCUACUUAAUCGCCACCUCGCCCGGUCUUAACCUUCGUCGUGCCCACCGGUAACCAACCGCUCAUUAAGAAAGCGAGGCUACUAAUCACGCUCGCGAGCCUGACCCCUGCUGAGCGCAGCUGACCGUGUUGCUCGGUGCAGAUGGAGGCGUCGUCGCCGGCGCCGUCGCCGGCGCCGUCGUCGCUUGGCGGCGCGCUGCGGCACAGGCUGCGCGCCACGGUGUUCUGCUGCUUCGGCACCGGCGGCGGCGGCGGCCUCGGCGAGCGGAUGCGGUGGCGCCGGCGCGCGGGCGUCGGGGAGUUCCGGUACGACCCGCUCAGCUACGCGCUCAACUUCGACGAAGGCGACCUUCUCGACGCCGACGACAGCGAGGACGAGGAAGCCCAUGUCGGGCGGGGCGACGGCCUGCUCUACCAGAGCUUCUCGUCGCGGCUGUCCACGCCGGCGGCGGUCAUCGACGUCGCCUAGCCGUAUAGCGCGUAGCGCCUGGCUCUGGCUGGGAUGGGAUCGAGGCCGCCAGCUGAGAUCGGAGAGGCUCGGAUCGAUGAGGUCACGGAUAUACCGUUAAUCAGUGUGCAGAUGCUUUGCGUUCGUCUAUCAGAUUUUGUUGUAUUUUGUACAUGCACGCGUUGCAGAAUCGAGAGUAGUAUAGAUGCUAUGCUAGGUUGUUGGUGAUAGAUCAUGAAUCGAUGUUGUUGGUGUUAGUGUGUAAAGAUUUAGCUAUCCAUAUGUGCUCGAUUAUUGAUUCGUACUUUCAGUUUUUUUCGGACGAAUUUCGCACGAAAAAUCCCCUUAAUUAUUUCAAUAUAUGUUUAUUUAUUUUCCUUG
Messenger RNA from Setaria italica (foxtail millet), 951 nucleotides. RefSeq lists its product as uncharacterized. NCBI's taxonomy places the organism in Eukaryota, Viridiplantae, Streptophyta, Magnoliopsida, Poales, Poaceae. The transcript has a single exon. The record is from RefSeq and is a predicted model, not a curated record. The coding region runs from base 265 to 591 and encodes 108 amino acids.